Messenger RNA from Cygnus atratus (black swan), 1330 nucleotides. RefSeq names its product serine dehydratase like (gene SDSL). Gene Ontology annotation, biological process: L-threonine catabolic process; L-serine catabolic process. Gene Ontology annotation, molecular function: threonine deaminase activity; pyridoxal phosphate binding; L-serine ammonia-lyase activity. The coding region runs from base 94 to 1062 and encodes 322 amino acids. Lineage: Eukaryota; Metazoa; Chordata; Aves; Anseriformes; Anatidae. The record is from RefSeq and is a predicted model, not a curated record. The transcript is spliced from 8 exons.
CCUCACCGCCUUCUGUCCCCAGACGUCACUCGGGGAGCGGGGCAGGAGGCACGGGGACGCGCGGCGAGGCCCCGCGGGCACCAGAGCACGGCCAUGGAGGCCGAGAGGCCCUUCCACCUCGUGUCCCCCCUCCUGGAGAGCCUGCCCCUGUCCCGCGCGGCGGGGACCAAGGUCUACAUGAAGCUGGAGAACGUGCAGCCCACCGGCUCCUUCAAGAUCCGGGGCAUCGGGCACUUCUGCCAGGAGGCUGCCAGGAAGGGCUGCCGGCACUUCGUGUGCUCCUCAGGGGGGAAUGCAGGCAUGGCCGCUGCAUACGCGGCCAGGAAGCUGGGGCUGCCGGCCACCGUGGUGGUGCCCAGCAGCACCGGCCCCGGCACCGUGCGCAGGCUGCAGGAGCUGGGGGCGACGGUGGAGGUCUGCGGCAAGGUGUGGGAUGAAGCCAGCCGCAGAGCCCUGGAGCUGGCCGAUACCCCCGGCUGGGUCAGCGUCCACCCCUUCGACCACCCCUUGGUGUGGCAGGGCCACGCCAGCCUGGUCCGGGAGCUGAAGGACUCGCUGGAAGCCAAGCCCGAUGCCAUCGUGCUGGCGGUGGGCGGCGGGGGGCUGCUGGCCGGCGUGGUGGCCGGGCUGCAGCAGGUGGGGUGGCCCGACGUCCCCAUCAUCGCCGCCGAGACCUGGGGGGCGCACAGCUUCCACGCGGCGCUGGAGGCCGGCCGCCUCGUCACCCUGCCCGACAUCACCAGCGUGGCCAAGUGCCUGGGGGCGCAGACGGUGUCGGCGCGGGCGCUGGAGUGCGCGCAGGAGAGCCGGGUCAUCUCCCAGGUGGUGGAGGACAUCGAGGCCGUGCGUGCCGUGGAGCAGUUCCUGGAUGACGAGAGGAUGCUGGUGCAGCCGGCGUGCGGGGCGGCGCUGGCCCUGCUCUACUUGGGGCGGCUGCAGCGGCUGCAGCGCGAGGGGCGCCUGGGGACCCCCCUGGGCAGCGUGGUGCUGGUGGUCUGCGGCGGCAGCAGCAUCACGGCGGCGCAGCUGCGGGGCCUGAAGAGUCAGCUGGGGCUGGAGUGACCCCCCCGGGUGUCCCCCGCCUUCCCCACGUCGCCCCAAAGGAGCUGUGCGGGGUGGGGAAACUGAGGCACGGCCCCAGGGACACCCGCGUCCCCCGAGCCCCUGCGGCUGGAGCUGGCCGAGGCUCCCCUGCCUCAAUUAGCGAGCACUCCCGCUCUAAUUACUUUGCUACUGUCUCGAUGCGUUAUUAUUCUAAUGAUUAUUAAUUAUUACAACCCUUGCCUGUCUCUGCCGCGCUGUCUGCGGUCAGAAGAGAAUGGCGUGCGUG